Molecule: messenger RNA, 1761 nt
Organism: Closterium sp. Naga37s-1
Lineage: Eukaryota; Viridiplantae; Streptophyta; Zygnematophyceae; Desmidiales; Closteriaceae
Source: the annotation of a GenBank genome assembly
AUGGCAUUCAUAUCGUACGCCAUCUACUUGAUUUUCUUGCCGAUUCGAUGGCUUCUGUACCUCGUCAUCGUGAAGGGAUUUCACUACAUCUUUCAGACGCUCGGAUUUACGAUUGGUUUGCUCGGCGGCUUAGUUGCUGGCUACUUCAUUUUCAUUCAUAAGCUCCCAACAGCCGUGGAGGAGCCAGAGGUGAAGGAGCUGAUUCCCGAGGGCGCGACGCUCAAAGAGGAGGAGUUGCAGGAGUACUACUCGUAUCUGCCGCCGUGGGUCAGCAACCCGGACUACGAACGCGUGGACUGGAUGAACAAGCUCGUCGCUGAGAUGUGGCCCUACCUCAACAAGGCCAUCAGCGAGCAGAUCAGGGAGAUUGGGACGCCCAUUCUCAAGGCCCAGCAGCCCGCAUUCAUCGAAACUCUUGAAUUCCAGGAGAUCGACCUGGGGACCAUCCCACCCGCCGUCCUUGCCAUCAAGUCGUUUGACACCACGGACGACGAGGUCAUCCUGCAGACGGCACUGCGCUGGGCGGCCAACAACAACAUUAUCGUCACUGCCUCCGCCAAGGGCUUUACUGGCACCGUGCAGAUCACCGACCUGCAGGUGGCAGCAGUGACGCGCAUCACGCUCAAGCCGCUCGUGCCCAUCUUCCCCUGCUUCUCCACUAUCACCGUCUCCUUCAUGGAUAAGCCACAAGUCGAUUUUGGUCUCAAGGUGGUGGGACUAGAUGUCAUGGCCAUCCCCGGCCUCUACACCUACGUGCAGAAGACCAUCGGCGACGUAGCAGCGAGCAUGUACAUGUGGCCCAAGGUGCUCGAGGUCUACGACGACCAGCCGCUCGCCCCCAUUGGCUGGCUGGUCAUUACCCACAUUAAAGGCACCCAUCUGCGCAAUCUGGGAGGCAUGAUGGCCAAGUCCGACCCCUACGUGCGCUUCUCCAUCGACGGUCGCGCGCUGGGCCGCCGCAGCACGUCAGUCAAGAAGGACGAUUUGGACCCCGACUGGGGCAAGGAGGAGCUGCUGGUGCGCGUGGCGGAUCUUCAGAAGCAGAAGCUGCAUAUUGAAGUGUUCGACAAGUCCUUUACGAACAAGCCAGACAAGCUGAUGAGCGUCACGCGCGUGGCUCUAGAAGGAAUUCACGAGGGUGCCCCCACGCACUUUGAGUCCCGCCUCGUGGCUCGCUUUGCUGAUCUCGAGCCGGGCGCGCAGACAGGCAGCAAGAAGGACCUUGGGUUCCUGGGAUUCGACAUUAAGCUGCGUCCGUUGGCCAAGGGAGAGGCAGAGAUGCCAGACGACGUUGAGAUCGAGGUCUUCCCGUCGUGGCUCAAGGUGGGGGGCGGCCGCCUGCGCAUGAUGCUCCGGGAGGGGGAGAACCUCGAGUCCAACAAGCACGCCAACCCCUUCGUGCAGCUGCGCUUCCGCGCGCACGAGUGGACGAGCAAGGUGCACAAGAAGGCGGCGGAGCUGACGUUCGAUGAGGACGACAAGUGGGAGCUGCUGCUGGAUGAGCCUCCUGCCAAGGACGUGCUCCAUGUGAAGGUCUACAGCAAGAACAUGAGCACGCUCUCCAUCUCCUCCUCCAAGGACCUGAUUGGUCACUGCGACAUCAAUCUGUCAGACGUGGUGGCCAAUGGGCGAAUCAACGACUUCUAUCUGCUCUCAGACUCUCCCAAGAACGGGCGCAUCAAGAUCGAGCUGCAGUGGCACGAGCGCACCCCUGAGUCCACCGUCGUCAACGAGCCUCCUCCUGCCACCCGCGUGCAGUAG